Molecule: messenger RNA, 720 nt
Organism: Fusarium falciforme
Lineage: Eukaryota; Fungi; Ascomycota; Sordariomycetes; Hypocreales; Nectriaceae
Product: HET domain-containing protein
Exons: 2
Coding region: 1-720 (239 amino acids)
Source: RefSeq, a predicted model, not a curated record
AUGAUCUCGUCUCGUCUUCUGACUGGGGCUCUCGCCCUACUAGCCGCCAGCGUCGUCAACGCUGGAGUGUGCUACCCGCCCUCCAUCCGCACGCUUUCGACUACCGUUGCAACCAGCUCGUCCAGCAUUGAGACUACCUCCACUAGCGAGAGCGCUAGCACGACCGAGACUGGGGCAUCGAGUGAUACCACAAGCGCUGAGCCUAGCACGACAGAUCUCGUAAUCACCACCACCUCCAAUGCUGAGGCUACCAGCGACACCACCACAUCGGCUGCUACCACCACCACCUCCGCCCCAGUCGACAACACAACAGCCGGCAGCUGCACCGACGCGAACGACUGUCUCCUCUCUACAGACCCUCUUUGUGUCCUCGGCCUGUGUGAAUGCGUCAACGACGUUUGCGUUCCUCAGGACAUCGAGAGCUGCUCGGUUGACGCCGACUGCUCUUCGGGCCAAAUCUGUGAGAACGGAGUUUCGGAGUUGAGUCUCGAGCUAAGCAUCUGGCAACUCCAAGAUUCUGACAAGCUUGGCUAUCACGCGCUCUCGUAUACCUGGGGGCCACCCGAAGGGGACGGUAGUUACAGCUCUUCCGACAUGCGCCCAAUCCUACUCAACGGCAGGAAAUUUCAGGUCUACCCCAACUUGCACGAUGCUCUCGUCCAGCUUCAAGAUUCUCUCGUCGCCGGGUAUCACUGGAUUGAUGCCAUUUGCAUCAACUAG